Rotaria sp. Silwood2 is the source of this 1026-nucleotide messenger RNA. The record is from the annotation of a GenBank genome assembly. Lineage: Eukaryota; Metazoa; Rotifera; Eurotatoria; Philodinida; Philodinidae.
AUGGCACAACAUAAAAUGCCAUUGACAGCAACUGAGCUAAGCCAAUUGAACGGUAAUGAUUGGAAUUCAGAAUUUCUUUAUCGACUAUUACGAGCAGCUGCUGACGCUGAUAUUGUUAGAGAAAUCAAUGUCAAUGAUACGAAUUAUGAAACUGUUGGUAAUCCAGAACAUGAAAAUCGUUUUCAACUCACUGAUAAUGGAUUAUUUUUAACCAGUAAUCAUCCUUCGAAAGCUCGAGACUUGAUUCGUCUAGAAUUAGGUCCUACUACGCAUAAGCCGUCUGUAUACACUCCUAGUUUAAUCCAACAUGGUUUUAAAUACGGAAAUGGAUUUGAACAAGCCUUUGGGUGUAGUCUUUUCGACUAUCUGAAAAAAGAAGAAAAUAAAGAAUAUUCAACUAUAUUUGACAAUGCCAUGAUUACAUAUUCAAAUUAUUGCACAGUGUCAAUUGGUUCAUUGGUUGAUUUCUCGCGCUUUGAAAAAAUAGUCGAUGUUGCUGGUGGCUUAGGAACUUUGUUAUCGAUUAUACUCGAGAAACAUCAAAAAGUAAAUGGUAUUGUAUUUGAUUUAGCCCACGUAAUUGAAAAUGCACAGAAACAAAGUCCAAAUGAAUUUCAACAAAAAAAAAUUGAAUCCAACCGCUAUCAAUUUGUUUCAGGUGACAUGUUCAAACCAGAAACAAUACCACAAGCUGAUUCUUAUGUAUUGAAAUUUAUCAUUCAUGAUUGGAAUGACGAAGAUUCUAUAAAAAUAUUAAAGUCGAUACGUGCUGCAAAUAAAAGUCGUGAACAGAAGCUCAUCACAAUUUUCAUAGUAGAAAUGAUUCUUCUGCCGAAUAACAAGGAUAAUUGGGUAGCACGAGUUAUGGAUAUUGAAAUGUUAACAUUUCUGAAUGCUAAAGAAAGAACAAAAGCUGAAUACAUACAAUUAUUGAAAGAAAGUGGCUAUGAAUUUAAGGAACUAUAUAGAACUGAUGGACCUUAUUCAAUUAUAGAAGCAAUAACAAUGACUGAUAUACUUAAUUGA